Oncorhynchus keta (chum salmon) is the source of this 4661-nucleotide messenger RNA. It is a transcript of the gene atp2b2, whose product is annotated as ATPase plasma membrane Ca2+ transporting 2. Lineage: Eukaryota; Metazoa; Chordata; Actinopteri; Salmoniformes; Salmonidae. Gene Ontology annotation, molecular function: PDZ domain binding; ATP hydrolysis activity; P-type calcium transporter activity. Gene Ontology annotation, biological process: calcium ion transmembrane transport; regulation of cytosolic calcium ion concentration. The record is from RefSeq and is a predicted model, not a curated record. The coding region runs from base 645 to 4217 and encodes 1190 amino acids. Gene Ontology annotation, cellular component: intracellular membrane-bounded organelle; postsynaptic density membrane. The transcript is spliced from 21 exons.
CUCUGCGCAGCUCCCACUGCAGUCGCAGGCAGCCUCCCUCCUCUCCGUUCUGUCCUCAUUUCUCUCUCUCACACACGAUGCGGCUCCGCGGCAGCCUGGGCUCUCACUCUCCUCUCUCAUCACCGAAGGAGUAAUGAAGAGGACCACCAUGUAGACCGAAUGCAGACAUUGACAGACUGCAGACGGAUAUAGAAGGUAGAAGAAGCAGAAUGGGAACAUGCAUCUGGAGCGGCUCCCGAUUGACCCACAGUAACAGAAGACCAGAAGAGAUCGUUAUUCUCCUGUGGACGUACGUCGCUCCUCUCGCUGCUGGUCUCACUGGUCUAGCUGGCUUCCUUUAGUGUUCUCUGGAUGGUCGUACGGUCUUCUCUCCACACUGUCGCUGACUGAGGGAUCUCAGCCUGUCUCUGUGUCUCAAAGUGACAACAGGAUUUAGCUCUCCCUCUGUCUGUCGGUGGGCGCUGCAGCAUCUGUCUCUCUCUCUUAUCGUGUGGUAUUGCCGGACGCAGUGGCAUUCACCCCUCUUCCUCUCUUCAUUUCGAGAAUCCCUCUCUCUCUCUCAACCCACACAACCCCCUCGUAAAAGCUGAGGUUUGUACUCCUUCUUCGUCGAGUUACUGAGCAAUACUAGCUAGUCAGUCAUCAUGGGGGACCUGACCAACAGUGAUUAUUACUCCAAGAACCAAAGAAACGAUGUCAGCAGUAACCACGAGGGGGGCUUUGGGGUCUCGGUCAUGGAGCUGCGUGAACUCAUGGAGCUGAGAGGCAGCGAGGCGGUGGUUAAGAUCCAGGAGGAGUACGGGGACAUGGACGGGCUCUGUCAACGGCUCAGAACAUCACCCACAGAAGGCUUAACAGGAGAUGCAACCGACCUAGAUAAGAGGAAAGAAGUGUAUGGGGAAAACCUAAUACCUCCGAAGAAGCCAAAGACCUUCCUCCAGUUAGUAUGGGAGGCCCUGCAGGACGUGACUCUGAUCAUCUUGGAGGUGGCUGCCCUGAUCUCUCUGGGACUGUCCUUCUAUCAGCCUCCGGGAGGGGACAGCGGAGAAUCCUGUGGGACAGCGGCGGCGGGUGCGGAGGAUGAGGGUGAGGCCGAGGCUGGCUGGAUAGAGGGAGCAGCUAUCUUGCUGUCUGUCGUGUGUGUGGUUCUGGUGACGGCCUUCAACGACUGGAGCAAGGAGAAGCAGUUCAGAGGGCUGCAGAGCCGCAUCGAGCAGGAGCAGAAGUUCCAGGUGGUCCGAGGUGCUCAGGUCAUCCAGCUCCCGGUCGCUGACAUCGUGGUCGGGGACAUCGCACAAAUCAAGUAUGGUGACCUGCUUCCAACGGAUGGAGUGUUGAUACAGGGGAACGACCUGAAGAUAGACGAGAGUUCGCUAACAGGAGAGUCUGAUCACGUCAAAAAAGCAGCCGACAGAGACCCGAUGCUGCUGUCUGGUACCCAUGUGAUGGAGGGUUCCGGCAGGAUGCUGGUAACAGCUGUAGGGGUCAACUCUCAGACCGGCAUCAUCUUUACUCUGCUGGGGGCCGGAGAGCCAGGGGAGGAGGAGAAGAAGGAGAAGAAAGGUAAAAUACAGGAUGACAAUAUGGAGAACAACCAGACUAAAGUGAAGAAACAGGACGGAGCGGCUGCUAUGGAGAUGCAGCCUUUGAAGAGCGCCGAGGGAGGAGAGAUGGAGGAGAAGGAGGAGAAGAAGAAAGCAAACGUCUCCAAGAAGGAGAAGUCUGUCCUCCAGGGGAAACUGACCAAGCUGGCUGUUCAGAUUGGCAAAGCAGGUCUGGUGAUGUCAGCCAUCACAGUGAUCAUCCUGGUGCUGUACUUUGCUGUGGACAACUUUGUCCUGCAGAAGAGGCCGUGGCUGACGGAGUGUACCCCCAUCUACGUCCAGUACUUUGUCAAGUUCUUCAUCAUCGGUGUCACCGUGCUGGUGGUGGCUGUACCCGAGGGGCUGCCCCUGGCCGUCACCAUCUCCCUGGCCUACUCUGUCAAGAAAAUGAUGAAAGAUAAUAACCUGGUUCGCCACCUGGAUGCGUGUGAGACGAUGGGUAACGCCACGGCCAUCUGCUCCGACAAGACCGGCACGUUGACCACCAACCGCAUGACUGCCGUGGCGUGCUACGUGGGGGAUGUCCACUACAAGGAGAUACCAGAGCCUGGACUUCUGUCUGUUAAGUCUCUGGACAUCCUUGUCAACGCCAUCUCCCUCAACAGCGCGUACACCACCAAGAUACUGCCUGCCACCAAGGAGGGUGGUCUGCCCAUGCAGGUGGGCAACAAGACAGAGUGUGGCCUGCUUGGCCUGGUGCUGGACCUUAAGAGAGACUACCAACCCGUCCGCAACCAGAUCCCAGAGGAGAAACUCUACAAGGUGUACACCUUCAACUCGGUCAGGAAGUCCAUGUCCACGGUCAUCAAACUACCAGACGGCUCCUUCAGGAUGUACAGCAAAGGAGCCUCCGAGAUCGUCCUCAAGAAGUGCACUAAGAUCCUGAACCAGGAAGGCGAGCCGCGGGUGUUCCGUCCCCGGGACAAGGACGAGAUGGUGAAGAAGGUGAUCGAGCCUAUGGCGUGUGACGGGCUGCGGACUAUCUGCGUGGCGUACCGUGACUUCCCUGCCGACCCAGAACCCCUCUGGGACAACGAGAACGACAUCCUCAAUGAGCUGACGGCUGUCUGCGUGGUCGGCAUAGAGGACCCUGUCAGACCAGAGGUGCCUUCUGCUAUUGUGCGGUGCCAGCGUGCGGGCAUCACGGUGCGCAUGGUGACAGGUGACAACAUCAACACGGCCAGGGCCAUCGCCAUCAAGUGUGGCAUCAUCCACCCCGGAGAAGACUUCCUGUGUAUCGACGGCAAGGAGUUCAACAGGAGGAUCCGCAACGAGAAGGGAGAGGUUGAGCAGGAGCGCAUGGACAAGGUGUGGCCUAAACUGCGAGUCCUGGCUAGAUCCUCCCCUACUGAUAAACACACUCUGGUUAAAGGCAUCAUAGACAGCUGCUUGACAGACCAGAGACAGGUUGUUGCGGUGACAGGAGACGGGACUAACGAUGGACCAGCCCUGAAGAAGGCUGACGUGGGAUUUGCCAUGGGUAUAGCCGGUACAGACGUGGCCAAGGAAGCGUCUGACAUCAUAUUAACGGACGAUAACUUCAGUAGCAUAGUGAAGGCUGUGAUGUGGGGGAGGAACGUCUACGACAGCAUCUCCAAGUUCCUCCAGUUCCAGCUGACUGUCAACGUGGUGGCUGUCAUAGUGGCCUUCACUGGGGCCUGCAUCACACAGGAUUCUCCCCUGAAGGCGGUCCAGAUGCUGUGGGUGAACUUGAUAAUGGACACCUUUGCGUCCCUGGCCCUGGCGACGGAGCCCCCCACCGAGGCCCUGCUGAUGAGGAAGCCGUACGGACGCAACAAACCGCUGAUCUCCAGCACCAUGACCAAGAACAUCCUGGGACACGGCAUCUAUCAGCUGGUCAUCAUCUUCUCCCUGCUGUUCGUCGGUGAGCAGAUAUUUGACAUAGACAGCGGUCGUCACGCUCCACUCCACUCCCCUCCGUCAGAACACUACACCAUCAUUUUCAACACCUUCGUCCUCAUGCAGCUUUUCAACGAGAUCAACGCCAGGAAGAUCCACGGAGAGAGGAACGUCUUCGACGGAAUCUUCAGGAACCCCAUCUUCUGUUCCAUCGUCUUUGGAACAUUCGCCAUCCAGGUGAUCGCCACUAUCCCUAACAGCAAGCUGCGGUUCCUGCGAGGGGCGGGUCAGCUGACCAAGAAGAACGAAAUGCCUGGGGACGAGGACAUGAAUGAGGACAACGAGGAGAUCGACCACGCGGAGAGAGAGCUGCGACGCGGUCAGGUCCUCUGGUUCAGGGGGCUCAACCGCAUUCAGACUCAGAUUCGCGUCGUGAACGCAUUCCGUAGCUCCCUCUACGAAGGCCUUGAGAAACCAGACUCUAGACCGUCCAUCCAUAACUUCAUGACCCACCCAGAGUUUAGGAUAGAAGACACCACGCCUCACAUCCCCCUGAUAGACGACACUGACCUGGAAGAGGACCCUGCGUUGAGGAUGAUCCCUCAGUCCCAGACAGGCAGCCAGCCCCAGUCCCCCAACAAGAACAACAACGCCGUCGACAGCGGCAUCAACCUCACCAUCGACACCACCAGUAAAUCAGCUGCAUCCUCCGGCCCAGCCAGCCCACUGCACAGUCUGGAGACCUCCCUCUAGUGGCCUGCAGCUGGCUGGUGACGACCUCAUCUGCAACCUUGAAGACACCAGCCCACUGCAGCCCUUGGAGACCUCUAGCAACACCUUCUGACAGCCUGGCUGGUGGAGACCUCCGUCUGCAAUCUGGAGACCUCCUUCACUGCCAUUUGGAGACCUUUCCCUACUGCAAUAUAGAGCUUUCUAUACUGCAAUAUAGAGACCUUUCUCUACUGCAAUAUAGAGACCUUUCUUUAUUGCAAUAUAGAGAGCUUUCUCUACUGCAAUAUAGAGACCUUCCUCUACUGCAAUAUAGAGAUCUUUCCCUACUGCAAUAUAGAGAGCUUUCUCUACUGCAAUAUAGAGAGCUUUCUCUACUGCAAUAUAGAGAGCUUUCUCUUGAGGCCUGGUUGAGAUAUCUACUGCAGCCUGGUGGCUCUACUGCAGCCUGGUAGAGAAAGGUGUCUA